AUGUCGUUGACUACUCCCACAGAGCACAAAUGGAUCCUUGGCGACAAAUUCGAUCAAGUAUACCCCCAUCUCGAAGGCAUCCAAGCAUUGUGGGAGAAGAAGUGGGCUUUCCCUUGCUCAAAGUCUCUCUACCCGUUCCACGAUGGUCAAUUCGAAGACUUUGAACCCGUCUUCAAGACUCUAAUCUCGAAAAAUAUCAACUCCGGCUACACAGAUGGAUACACUCGCGAAUUCGUACCCACUGCUGAACGUCUCGUCGAAGAUGCAGACAAGCUGGUUUCUUCAGACAAGGAUGCUGCUUCAGCCCUCUACCUCCGCGCCUGCACCGUCUACCGCAUCGCUCGCUUCCCUUAUAUCAACUCCACCUACAAACGCGAAAUAUACGAAGCACAAAAGAAGGCAUAUAUCAAAGCUGCUGGCCUCUGGGAUAGUCCCAUCAAGGAUGUCACCAUCCCUCACACAGCAGCGACCUCGGCCGACGCUGAUGCUGUACCCCUUUAUGUACGCCUACCGAAGGACGCCUCUAAAUCGAAGCCCUGUCCUGCUGUUCUCCUCAUGUGUGGACUGGAUGGACACAGACCAGACAACACAACCCGUAGUGAUGAGUUUCUGGCCAGAGGAUGGGCUUCGGUCAUUGUCGACAUCCCUGGUACCGCAGACUGCCCUGCCGACAGAAAAGACCCCGAGGCUGCUGAGAGAUUAUGGACAAGCAUCCUAGACUGGAUGGCAGGAGAAGCUGUCUUCGAUAUGAAACGCAUUAUUACAUGGGGUUUGAGUGCGGGAGGCUACAAUGCAGUGAGUACACUCGAGCCGACGAUCUACGCCUCGACACAGCAAGUGCUCAAUACUGACAACAACCAGGUCCGCGCAGCACACACACACUCCGACAGACUCGCCGGUGCCAUCGGACAAGGCGCAGGGACCCACCACUUCUUCUCUCGUGAAUGGCUCGAGAAGGCUCAAUGCAAAGAGUACCCCUGGAAUGCUCUACCCGCCCUUACAGAAAAGUUUGGCUACAAGGACCACGAUGACUUCAUGGACAACGCCCAGGAGACUUGGUCACUAGUCAAGACUGGCGUUGUGAACUUAAAAAGUUGUCGAUUGUUGCUCAUCAAUGGCACAAUUGACGGCUUGAUGCCUAUCGAAGAUUCCAUGCUCCUAAGCGAGUUUGGUUCGCCCAAGGAAAUGAGAUUUAUCAGCCAUCGCUUGCACAUGGGUAAGUUUACGAUUUUGUGGAACAAAAUAGAGGUCAUACUAACAUGUUUAUCCCACUUGUAG
Molecule: messenger RNA, 1278 nt
Organism: Aureobasidium uvarum
Lineage: Eukaryota; Fungi; Ascomycota; Dothideomycetes; Dothideales; Saccotheciaceae
Source: the annotation of a GenBank genome assembly